Molecule: messenger RNA, 1443 nt
Organism: Fibroporia radiculosa
Lineage: Eukaryota; Fungi; Basidiomycota; Agaricomycetes; Polyporales; Fibroporiaceae
Exons: 8
Coding region: 1-1443 (480 amino acids)
Biological process (GO): tryptophanyl-tRNA aminoacylation
Cellular component (GO): cytoplasm
Molecular function (GO): ATP binding; tryptophan-tRNA ligase activity
Source: RefSeq, a predicted model, not a curated record
AUGGCUUCUGGUGUCUCCCUUGCAGGACCCGACGAGCUCUCUGUAAACCCCACCGCCCCCGUCGCCGUCGACAACAUUACAUCUUCACUAGAAGGAACAUAUCUUAAUGCGACAAAUGUACUGGGGGCCUCUACGGCAUCUGCUCCGUUGCAGUCAAAUGCGACCACCCAUUCUACCCCUGGUGGGGAGAGCUCUGCCCCUGCUAUCAAGUCCGUAGACGCAUCGUCUGCCCACGACCAAGUCGUGACCCCGUGGGAUGUCCAGGGAUCUGUAUCGUCCGACGGCCAGCAACUGGCGAUCGAUUACGACAAACUCAUUGACCAGUUUGGCACACGAAGAGUAGAUGCGGCCGUGCUAGAGCGCUUUGAGCGGUUGACGGGGCAUAAACCCCAUGUGCUGAUGCGCAGGGGCAUGUUUUUCUCGCAUCGGGAUUUUGACAAGAUCUUGGAUCGCUACGAGCAGGGAAAACCAUUUUUCUUAUACACUGGGCGUGGACCAAGUAGUGACAGUAUGCAUUUAGGGCAUAUGGUGCCUUUCAUUUUCACAAAGUGGUUGCAGGAUGUUUUCGAUGUUCCAUUAGUGGUUCAGCUGACGGACGACGAGAAAUUCCUUUUCAAGCAUGAAUUGAAGCCUGAGCAGACGUAUGCAUUUUCGAAACAAAAUGCCAAAGAUAUAAUUGCCGUCGGGUUCAAAAAGGAUAAGACAUUCAUUUUCAGUGAUUAUGACUACGUCGGUGGAGCGUUCUACCGCAACGUAUCCAAGGUCUCCCGUCAAAUUACUAUUAAUCAAGCAAAAGCUACCUUUGGAUUUAACGACUCCGACAACAUCGGCAAGAUUCACUUCGCGGCUAUCCAAGCCUCUCCCUCCUUCUCCAACUCCUUCCCACAAAUAUUUGGCGAAGUGACGAACAUCCCCUGCCUGAUUCCCUGUGCGAUAGACCAGGACCCAUACUUUAGGCUUACGCGGGAUGUCGCCGUCAAGCUCAAGUACCCUAAACCCGCUCUGCUGCACUCCAAAUUCUUCCCCGCGCUUCAAGGCCCGCAGACGAAGAUGAGCGCGUCGAACGCUAACAGUAGCAUCUACAUGACCGAUACCCCAGCGCAGAUUAAAAACAAGAUCAAUAGACAUGGAUUCUCUGGCGGCCAGGAGACGGAGGAAGAGCAUCGAAGGCUGGGCGGGAACCCCGAUGUAGAUGUGGCGUAUCAGUAUUUGGGCUUUAUGAUGGAGGACGAUGAGGAGUGGGCCAAGAUAGGCGAAGAAUACCGGGCUGGCCGUCUGUUGACAGGACAAAUGAAGUCCAAGUGCAUUCAGUAUUUGCAGGACUUUGUGAAGGGCUUCCAGGAGCGGAGGGCAAAGGUUACGGAUGAGGAAGUUAAAGAGUUUAUGGAUGGCAACCGCAAGAUAGAGCCAACAUUUGGGAAACGCAGUGUCCCUUCUGCUUGA